AUGGAUGAAGCCAAUCACUCUGUGGUGUCUGAGUUUGUGUUCCUGGGGCUCUCUGACUCCUGGGAGAUGCAACUCCUUCUCUUCCUCUUUUCUUCUGUCUUCUAUGUGGCAAGUCUGAUGGGAAACCUCCUCAUUGUGUUUAGUGUGACCUCUGACCCUCGUUUACAUUCUCCCAUGUACUUCCUGUUGGCCAAUCUUUCCAUCAUAGACUUAAUAUUUUGCUCAUCCACAGUUCCCAAAAUGAUUUAUGAUCUUUUAAGGAAAGAUAAAACCAUCUCUUUUGAGGGCUGUGUAGUUCAGAUCUUCUUUAUCCACGCAGUUGGGGGCACCGAGAUGGUGCUGCUCAUCUCCAUGGCCUAUGACAGAUAUGUGGCCAUAUGUAAGCCUCUCCACUACCUGAGCAUCAUGAACCCACGAAGGUGCAUUUUAUUUCUAGUCACUUCUUGGAUUAUUGGCCUCAUUCAUUCAGUGACUCAAUUGGCUUUUGUUGUAGACUUGCCUUUUUGUGGCCCUAAUGAAUUAGACAGCUUUUUUUGUGAUCUUCCUCGAUUUAUCAAACUUGCUUGCAUAGAGACUUACACAUUGGGAUUCAUGGUUACUGCCAAUAGUGGCUUUAUUUCUGUGGCAUCCUUUUUAAUUCUGAUCAUCUCUUACAUCUUUAUUUUUGUGACUGUUUGGAAAAGAUCUUCAGGUGGUGUAUCCAAGGCCUUCUCCACUCUGUCAGCUCAUGUCACUGUGGUUGUUUUGUUCUUUGGGCCAUUAAUUUUUUUCUAUAUGUGGCCAUUUCCCAUAUCACAUGUGGAUAAGUUUCUUGCCAUCUUUGAUGCAGUUAUCACUCCUUUUCUAAAUCCAAUUAUUUAUACUCUUAGAAAUAAAGAGAUGAAGGUGGCAAUGAGAAGAUUAUGCACUCAGUUUGUGAAUGACAGUAAAAUCUCUUAA
Molecule: messenger RNA, 939 nt
Organism: Sus scrofa (pig)
Lineage: Eukaryota; Metazoa; Chordata; Mammalia; Artiodactyla; Suidae
Source: RefSeq, a predicted model, not a curated record